This is a messenger RNA of Mytilinidion resinicola, 1205 nucleotides long. Its product is annotated as P-loop containing nucleoside triphosphate hydrolase protein. The record is from RefSeq and is a predicted model, not a curated record. The transcript has 4 exons. Gene Ontology annotation, biological process: DNA-templated DNA replication; DNA repair. The coding region runs from base 20 to 1072 and encodes 350 amino acids. Gene Ontology annotation, cellular component: nucleus; Elg1 RFC-like complex; Rad17 RFC-like complex. NCBI's taxonomy places the organism in Eukaryota, Fungi, Ascomycota, Dothideomycetes, Mytilinidiales, Mytilinidiaceae. Gene Ontology annotation, molecular function: ATP hydrolysis activity; DNA binding; DNA clamp loader activity.
CAACUUCAACAACGACAUCAUGGCCCAAGGCGAAUCCUCCAAAUCGGCUGCCCGCAACGGCGUCAAGCCCAAUCCCAAUGCUGUCGGCGGCGCAAACUACGAACUACCAUGGGUCGAAAAAUACCGCCCCGUCUACCUCGACGACGUCGUCGGCAACACCGAGACAAUCGAGCGCCUCAAGAUCAUCGCAAAAGAUGGCAACAUGCCGCACGUAAUCAUUUCCGGUAUGCCUGGCAUCGGCAAGACAACGUCUGUUCUGUGUCUCGCGCGGCAGCUACUCGGCGACGCGUAUAAAGAAGCGGUACUAGAGCUGAACGCCAGCGACGAGAGAGGCAUUGACGUGGUUCGGAAUCGGAUAAAAGGGUUCGCGCAAAAGAAGGUCACGCUGCCUCCAGGACGGCAGAAGAUCGUGAUCUUAGAUGAGGCGGAUAGCAUGACGUCCGGCGCCCAACAAGCCCUCCGCCGCACCAUGGAAAUCUACUCCUCGACCACCCGCUUCGCCUUCGCCUGCAACCAAUCCAACAAGAUCAUCGAACCGCUCCAAUCCCGCUGCGCAAUCCUGCGCUACGCCCGCCUCACCGACGCCCAGAUCGUGCGCCGCCUGCUGCAGAUCUGCGUCGCCGAGUCCGUCGAGCACAGCGAGGACGGCAUCGCCGCGCUCGUCUUCAGCGCCGAGGGCGACAUGCGCCAGGCCGUCAACAACCUGCAGAGCACGAGUGCCGGGUUCGGGUUCGUGAAUGGGGACAAUGUGUUCAAGGUGGUGGAUAGCCCGCAUCCGAUUAAGGUGCAGGCGAUGGUGAAGGCGUGCCAUGAGGGACGCGUGGAUGAUGCGUUGGGCGGGUUGCGGGAGUUGUGGGAUUUGGGGUAUAGUUGUCAUGAUAUUGUUAGUACCAUGUUUAAGGUUACGAAGACGAUUCCGGUGUUGAGUGAGCAUGCGAAGUUGGAGUUUAUUAAGGAGAUUGGCUUCACGCACAUGCGGAUCCUCGAGGGCGUGCAGACACUCCUACAGCUCCAAGGAUGUGUGGCGAGGCUUUGCAAGAUCAAUAUGAAGCCGCAGCUGUUCAAGGUAUGAAGGGCAAGCGUCGCGAGCUCGUUGAAAUUCAGCUCAAUUCUGAACUGAAUUUUCUGAGCAAUUGGUAGGUAAGUAUGCAUUUUCAAGCAAGGCGUUACUGGCACGGCGCAUAGUAUCUGAAGCAUGAUGGGAU